Hemiscyllium ocellatum (epaulette shark) is the source of this 1582-nucleotide messenger RNA. RefSeq names its product actin, non-muscle 6.2-like. Bases 98 to 1228 code for a protein of 376 amino acids. NCBI's taxonomy places the organism in Eukaryota, Metazoa, Chordata, Chondrichthyes, Orectolobiformes, Hemiscylliidae. The transcript is spliced from 3 exons. The record is from RefSeq and is a predicted model, not a curated record.
ACACCAAUAAAGGCAGAAGUGGAAGUAUCCUAAUGCAGUGUUCUUCCUGGUUAGACAAUCCUGCUGUUCUCUGUGAGAUACCUGCAGAUUCUAAACCAUGGCUGAAGAUGAAAUUGCAGCUCUGGUGGUCGACAAUGGGUCUGGAAUGUGUAAGGCUGGCUUUGCAGGCGAUGAUGCUCCCAGGGCUGUGUUCCCCUCCAUCGUGGGACGCCCCCGUCACCAGGGGGUGAUGGUUGGAAUGGGUCAGAAAGACAGUUAUGUUGGAGAUGAAGCCCAGAGCAAGAGGGGCAUUCUGACCCUGAAGUACCCAAUUGAACAUGGUAUUGUGACCAACUGGGAUGACAUGGAGAAGAUCUGGCAUCACACCUUCUACAAUGAAUUGCGAGUGGCCCCAGAGGAGCAUCCUGUUCUCCUCACGGAGGCACCCCUCAACCCCAAAGCCAACAGGGAGAAGAUGACCCAGAUCAUGUUUGAGACCUUCAACACACCAGCCAUGUACGUUGCCAUCCAAGCCGUGCUGUCCUUGUACGCCUCCGGGCGUACGACUGGCAUUGUGCUAGAUUCUGGUGACGGUGUAUCCCACACCGUGCCCAUCUAUGAAGGGUACGCCUUGCCUCAUGCCAUCCUGAGAUUGGACUUGGCUGGCCGGGAUCUCACUGAUUACAUGAUGAAGAUCCUGACCGAACGUGGGUAUUCCUUCACGACCACAGCCGAGAGGGAGAUUGUGCGUGACAUCAAGGAGAAACUUGCUUACGUGGCCCUGGACUUUGAAGCUGAGAUGCAGACAGCCAGCUCCUCCUCAGCCUUGGAGAAAAGUUACGAGCUGCCUGAUGGUCAAGUCAUCACCAUCGGCAACGAGCGCUUCAGGUGCCCAGAAACCCUGUUGCAGCCCUCCUUCAUUGGUAUGGAGUGUGUUGGGAUUCACGAGACCGCUUUUAACAGUAUAAUGAAAUGUGAUGUAGAUAUCAGGAAGGAUCUGUAUGCUAACAUUGUCCUGUCUGGGGGAACCACCAUGUUCCCAGGUAUUGCUGAUCGGAUGCAGAAGGAAAUCACAGCCUUGGCUCCGAGCACAAUGAAGAUUAAGAUCAUAGCUCCCCCCGAGAGGAAGUAUUCAGUAUGGAUCGGAGGUUCCAUCUUGGCUUCUCUCUCCACCUUCCAGCAAAUGUGGAUCAGUAAGCAGGAGUAUGAUGAGUCUGGGCCAUCCAUUGUCCAUCGCAAGUGCUUCUAACUUUUUAGGGUUUUAGCUGUUGAAAGUGACCAAACCCUGGAGAAUAAUGUUUUGUUUCUCUCUGAUCUGUCUUUGCUCAGGCUGAUCUAAUACAUUCUGCCCUGAUCCUCCCGCUUCCUCUUCCACUUCCUCUUUAGUCAUGUGCAGUUUGAAUAUCUCCUUUUUUGGGCAAUGGAGACCAUAACCAUUAUGAUCUGAAAUAGGCUCUAAUUGCCAGUGAAGAAGGUUUUUUUUUAAAAGCAGCAUUACUGUCCUUUAAUUCAUGAACUGAUGGGUAAUGUCUGUGACACUGAAGGUUUACAUAAUGGUGAAUGUUACUUAUCAUAAUGUGAAAAUAAAUCACUUUGUCAACAA